UUUAUCCCGAUCUUAACUAUGCCUUCCAAUCUUUCUCCCGAUCGAUGCUGUACGCUUCUUGUGAUUAAACCACACCUAAAGUAUAAAUCUCGGCGGCCAGUCGCAUCCCAAAAACUUUGAAUCCAUUAUGUUGGAGACAGAUAGGAAGAGUGACAGCUCUCUGCAAACGCUACCGCCAGACACCGCGACUUAACUGAUCUAUAUCACCAAACUCAAAACGCUGUUGCAUUAUACUGUCCAGCAUGGCACCUUCACGAACCGUCGUCGUCACUGGUGGUACUGCCAAUCUUGGAUACUUCGCAGCUCUCCAGAUCGCUCGAGAGCAUCCAGAGUACGCCAUCAUUCUGUGUUCGCGUACCGAUAAAAGCAAUGCCGCUGUGGCCAUGAACAACACGUUGGGCCGGGAACAAGUGACCUUUCUGCCCUUGGACCUGUCCGACGGGGCCGACGUUCGCCGUUUCGUAGACAACUUUGCCUCUCGGAACUAUCCUCUCAUUCAGGCUUUGCUCUUGAACGCCGCCCUGCAGUUUCCAGCCGAGAUGCACUUGAACGGCGAGGGCUUGGAGUCGACUUUCGCGAUCAACCACGUCGGACAUGCCUUGCUGUUCCACCUCCUCUGCCCCUACUUGGCUCAGAAUGCCCGCGUAGUCCUCACUUCGAGCGGCACUCACGACCCUAAGCAGAAGACUGGACUGCCCGACGCUGUUUAUACCACGGCCGAGGAUCUCGCGCACCCGCCGCCCGCAUCUGUGAACAACCCGAGGGGCCGCCAGCGUUACUCUACUAGCAAGCUGUGCAACGUCCUCUGGGCCUACGCUCUAGCCACGCGACUCAAGGAGCGAGUCCCCGAACGCGGAAUUACCGUUAAUGCUUUCUGCCCGGGCUUGAUGCCCGGCACUGGCCUGGCUCGCGAGGGGACCGGCGUUGAACAGUUCCUCUGGCACAAGGUGCUGCCUCGCAUGAUCCCGUUGCUGCGCGUCGCAAUAUCUCCCAACAUCUGGAAACCCGAGCAGUCCGGCGCCAACCUUGCUCGGUUGGCCACGGCUGACGACGUCUCUGGCACCACGGGAGAGUACUUCGAAGCAAGGAAGACGAUCCCCUCGAGCGAGGAUAGCUAUGACGUGAAGAAGCAAGACGACCUAUGGCAGUGGACCAUCAAGUAUUGCGCAAACGGGGACCGUAACUUGGAAGCGAAGUUUGAGUCGCUAAAGUAGUGCAUGGUUAGAGAAGACGGGGAGUCUAGUUGGGAUAUUGGGAUUGUGUGUCGACACGUUAUACUCGACGCUUGAGUAGUUUCAUAGAAAGAUGUUUUAGAAGUA
Messenger RNA from Truncatella angustata, 1319 nucleotides. Its product is annotated as short-chain dehydrogenase. NCBI's taxonomy places the organism in Eukaryota, Fungi, Ascomycota, Sordariomycetes, Amphisphaeriales, Sporocadaceae. The transcript has a single exon. Bases 243 to 1214 code for a protein of 323 amino acids. The record is from RefSeq and is a predicted model, not a curated record.